AUGAUCAUUGACAGUUUCCUCCUCUGGCUGCCUCUUUAUCUUGAAUAUUCUUCAGGUGGUCUUGUGUUUACAAACGACUUUACAUCACCGUGGUCCACAGCUGCCAAAUACACAUCUCAGGUCGGGUCACAACUCUUGCUGUUAGCGUUAAAACGCCCGGUAGUCCGUCGUAUUUGCCAUAUUGUGGUUAUUGUAAACAGCUAGCUAGCUAAGCGUGAAGCUACCGAGUCGCUCAGUCUCCAUCUUGAACUACGGCGAGCGGUCACGUGACUGUUUUCGGCUCUUUUUUGUUUGGAGGUACACAAAGCCCACAGGCUGUAUUUAUGCGCAGUUAUGUCGAGUUGUAGCCAAGCUGGGAGACGGUCAUCGGUUUGAGCCAGUUGUUUAAAAUCUCUACCGGUGAUUACUGGCAUCAGGAAGUACUUUCAGGAAGUAGUUUGCUGCGUUGUUUGAGUGACAGCUGUGCGGUGGUGACAACCCACACGGGACGGCAGCCCGCAGAGCCGAGCCGAUACUCAAGAUGGCAGGUCUAUCUUUAUACUUUGAAGAUGGCCAUGACGAUUUGGAUGACUUUGGAUUCGAUGACUAUGGUUCAGAGUGCGACGGCAUCCGCAUCACAGCCUUCCUCGAUGCAGGACAAGACAACCUAACUCCUCUUGGGAGGCUAGAGAAGUAUGCCUUCAGUGAAAAUGUCUUCAAUAGGCAGAUCGUGGCUCGUGGCCUGCUUGAUGUGCUUCGAGAGUUCAGUGACAAUGAAAAUGACUUUAUCAGUGUCAUGGAGACUGUUGCAAGAAUGUCAGAAGAUGGAGAGCCCACAGUACGAGCUGAGCUGAUGGAGCAGGUGCCCAACAUUGCCAUGUUCUUACACGAGAGUCGGCCCAACUUCCCAGCAGCUUUCUCAAGAUAUUUGGUGCCCAUUGUAGUCCGAUAUCUAACUGAUCCAAAUAACCAGGUGCGGAAGACGAGCCAGGCAGCACUGCUUGUUCUGUUGGAGCAGGGCCUCAUCUCUAAAGCUGAUAUGGAGACCAAAGUUUGUCCAGUUCUGCUUGAACUCACAGAACCAAGCAGCGACGAUGACUACAAAAUUGAAGCAGUUGCUAUCAUGUGUAAGGUUGUCACCAUGUUGAGCAAAGACACAGUUGAGCAUCUAUUGCUGCCUCGCUUCUGUGACCUGUGCAGCGACGCCAGGCUCUUCCAAGUUCGCAAGGUCUGUGCAGCCAAUUUUGGAGAGUUUUGUUCCAUUGUGGGUCAGGAAGCCACAGAAAAACUACUGAUGCCCAAGUUCUUCGAUCUGUGCUCAGACAGUCUGUGGGGCAUCAGGAAAGCCUGUGCCGAGUGCUUCAUGAUGGUCUCAAAUUCCACCUCUCCUGAGGUGCGACGUGCAAAAUUGUCUCCCCUGUUCAUCAGCCUCAUCAGUGACCAGUCCCGCUGGGUGCGACAAGCUGCCUUUCAGUCUCUGGGGCGUUUCAUCUCCACCUUUGCCAAUCCCUCCAGCACAGGCCUUUACUUCAGAGAGGAUGGCACCCUACUAGAGGUCCCCAGGUGUACAUUGGACAGCGACUGCUCCCUAAACUCUCUGAACUGCUCGAACAUUAGCGGCUGCCACACGGACAGAACCCUCGCUCACACGCCUCCCAAUCAGGAUGGCCGUGCCACACCAUCCCCUGAGCAUGUAUCGACUGCUGACAGCGAGGAUAUGCACAACUUUGAUGACAGCCACACUUCUGUUCCCAGAGAGAUGCGCGAUGGUUUCUCCCACAUGGUGUCAAACAGCAGCACUGGCCCUAAAACUACAAACAACGCUACGAACACAAAAGAAACAGAGCACACAGACGAGAACUUUAACUCUUUCCACUACUGGAGAUCUCCUUUACCUGACAUCAGCGGGGAGCUAGAGAUGCUAAGUUGUCAAAAAUCAAUGGAGGUGAUAGAGAAUCAGGAGAACAAAGAGGAGGAGGCUGAACCUGGAAAUAAUAGUCCUGACCCAAAGUUCAGCCCUGGCCAAGCUACCAGUGACCAGAUCCAGAAGGUCUUGGACUGUUUGCAACCGCACAUGGAUGACCCUGAUGUGCAAGCUCAAGUCCAGGUGUUGUCAGCAGCUCUGAAGGCAGCACAACUUGACAGCCCGACAGACGACAGCCCAGCUGAACCCCAGCCAGAGGAGCAGCCUGAGAGCAGUGACAACAAUGAAAGCCCGUCAGUGGAGAGCAAAUCUGUGGAGGUUCAGUCAGAGACUCAAGAGAGUCCAGAGGAAGAGGAGCAGAUGAUGGAAACUCCCCCAGCUUCGGAGUCGAGCCCUGUCCAAGAGCAAGGAGACGAGGAGACGCAGACGGAGCCCCUGGAGGACCAGGAGGAACAAGAGGACCAGGAGGACCAGGAGGACCAGGAAGACCAGGAAGACCAGGAAGACCGGGAACAGUCUCCUCCUGGAUCCCCUGUUCUGGAGUCUGAACUAAUUGAGAGUGUGGAGGAGGAGGGAAAGGAAGACUCCGCAAAUAGCCCAGUGCCUGAGGAUAAGCCUAAGAUCCAGAAUGUAAUCCCUCAGCAGCUGUUGGAUCAGUACCUCUCUAUGACGGACCCGGCGAGGGCCCAGACGGUGGAUACAGAGAUUGCCAAACACUGUGCCUUCAGCCUGCCAGGGGUUGCGCUCACUCUGGGACGACAGAACUGGCACUGCCUCAAGGACACGUAUGAAACCCUCGCUACUGAUGUGCAGUGGAAGGUGCGACGUACGCUGGCUUUCUCCAUCCAUGAGCUGGCAGUAAUUCUUGGAGACCAGCUGACAGCAGCUGAUCUGGUGCCUAUCUUCAACGGUUUCCUGAAAGACCUGGACGAAGUCCGCAUUGGUGUGCUCAAACAUCUCUAUGACUUCCUCAAGCUGCUUCACGCAGACAAGAGGAGAGAAUAUCUGUACCAGCUGCAGGAGUUCAUGGUGACGGACAACAGUCGCAACUGGAGAUUCAGAUACGAGUUGGCAGAGCAACUGAUCCUGAUCAUAGAGUUGUACAGCCACUACGAUGUGUAUGACUACCUCAGACAGAUAGCGCUCACACUCUGCUCUGACAAAGUGUCAGAGGUCAGGUGGAUCUCGUACAAACUGGUUGUGGAGAUCCUCCAGAAGCUGUAUGCAUGUGGUGCUGAUGAUCUGGGCCUGAACUUCAUCAAUGAGCUCACCGUCAGGUUCUGCCACUGUCCCAAGUGGGUGGGACGGCAGGCGUUUGCCUUCAUCUGCCAGGCCAUAGUGGAGGAGGACUGUAUGCCCAUGGACCAGUUCAGCCAGCACCUCCUGCCCAGCCUGCUCAGCCUCUCCUCAGACCCGGUUGCCAAUGUCCGCGUACUGGUAGCCAAGGCUCUACGACAGAGUGUCAUGGAGAAAGCAUACUUCAAGGAGCCUGGCUGUGCCUAUUCUGACGAGCUGGAGGAGACUGUGAUGGCUCUGCAGUCCGACAAGGACCGGGACGUCCGCUUCUUCGCCAGCCUGGACCCCAACAAAGGCCUGAUGGAUACGGCUCCCUUGAUCUAACACGCCUCACAGCCCCACCUGCCUGUCUACCUACCUGUCUGUCUGACUGAUGCACAGUCAGCAUAACCUGCAAACACCAGCACCUGACCAGAUCCCCCACCAACCACUCGCCUGCUGGGCAGACCUACACCAACGACCACUUGAGAAUCAGCUGUUCAGUCUACAGUAUAAAAGUAUGAGCAUGCUCAAACAACACAACGGUCUCUGGUUGGGCACUACAUAGCGCACAUUGCAUUCACAACACAAAUGCGUACUUCUCAGAGGUUUCCGAAAAUGAGCAGGACUCAGAGGUUAGCUGCUCCACUUUGUUGGAGCUGCAGCAUUUACGCCUGAACUUCUUCCCAUCCUCCUCCACACUAACACUGACUCAAUCCUUCCCCCCCAAUCACAGACUUGUAAAACUACGACGGGCUCUCUCUCUCUUUCUCUCCAAAGCUAAUUGUAAGCUUGAUAUUAAAUUGCUGAAAUGAUUUUUUUUUUUCUUAAUUCUUCUUUUUUGUGGAUUUUUCUUAACGAACAAGCGGGCGAGGCCUGCCUGACUCUGACGUGUGCACUAACUCAGGGGGACUCAUUUGAACCUAAACAGCAUUAUUAGCCUACAUGAUAAGCAGCAGCAGCUCCUGGAUCCCUGGUGAAUAAAACCUCCAGCUGUCUGAGCAACAGACCAGCCAAACCAAGUAGCUCUGCUGGUGUCUGUCACCUCAUCUCCUCCUAAAGUUUCCCUCAGACGUCCUUUUUGUCUUCUGAGAUGUCCUCUGGGUUAUUGUCUGUUCCUUCUCUGAUUCACUCUCUUAUCUCUGCAUUUCUUCACCUGGUCUUCAUGGGCCGAUGAAACCACUACUACUGCACAGAAACAACAGUGAUUCUGCCACUCAGCGUUAUUAAAACCAUAUCUUUUUUUGAAAGAACACCUAAACAAACUGUUUGCGCCCUCCCUCUUUUCCCUCCGCUCGUGUCUGUUUACCAAAAAUGUGACACACCGCGUCUCCCGAACGGCUGGAGACUAAUGAAAUACCUCUGUGUGGACAUGACUGGCCAGUGUGUCGUACAUGUAGAGGGACAUCUGCGCUCCAAACAGGCUCUGAAUGUCCUUGAUGGGUGAAUUUUUUUUUUUGAGCGAUUCUGUGGUGUUGACUGCAACAUCUUAAGGGCUCAUGACGAAGUGACACAGGGUGACGUAAAGAGGAAGACAGCAAGCACACUGUUGGAAUAUGCAUGUCCCCCCCCCCCCCCCCCCUCAUCUUUAUCCCCCUUGUGUAUAGUCUCUUCCUUACGGUUGACCUCCUGAUGUUUAAUUAUGUGACCAUGGUAGCUUUCAGUGGAUCUGACUGACCAGUUGUACAGUAGGAAUUAGGAAAUGGCUGUGUGAUGAAACUGAAAAGCCAGCUGAUCAUUAUUUCCCUGUCUUGGUGGAAUGAUUUAAAGUAUGAGGUUUCUCAGAACUCUUUGUACAGCUUAAACCUGUGGAGAACAGUACUGUAUGUGUUUAUGGAACCAAGGCCAGUGUAGUCGAGAUGUGAGUGCGUGUGUGUGUGUGAAUAUUGGGAGCAGCCACCAAGUCACUUUUUGUAGUCUUUCGAGCUCGUUGGUUUCCCCUCUGUUGUAAAUGGUAACCCUUUUUUUUUUUUUUUUUUUUGAACAUAGACAUAACUCGAGAACUUAAGCUGAUUGUGGUGUGUGCUGUGCAUCUCAAGUCUUUCUUCCUUCGAAAGGAGAGCUCACCGCGGUAAUGGCGGUGUCUACUCAUCUCGUCUGUCUGCGAUUUUGUGUCCAUCUCAUUUUUUUUAUGUAGUAGAACAGUUAAUAUAUACAUUUUAUGAAAAUUAUUUUUCUUUUCAAUUAUGCACCACUGUUCAAAGAUUUUAUAUCCUAACUUUACAAAAUUUACAACCUUUGUAAUAUUCAAUGGUUUCUUUUAAAAAGACAUUUUAUGUAAUGUUAUUUUUAGUAUUCUGUAAUUAAAAUGAUGAAAAUUA
Acanthopagrus latus (yellowfin seabream) is the source of this 5499-nucleotide messenger RNA. RefSeq names its product protein phosphatase 4, regulatory subunit 1-like (gene ppp4r1l). Gene Ontology annotation, biological process: protein dephosphorylation. Bases 521 to 3523 code for a protein of 1000 amino acids. Gene Ontology annotation, molecular function: protein binding; protein phosphatase regulator activity. Lineage: Eukaryota; Metazoa; Chordata; Actinopteri; Spariformes; Sparidae. The record is from RefSeq and is a predicted model, not a curated record. The transcript has 20 exons.